GAGUUUACUUUUUUUUGCAACUCUGCCCAUAAAGUGACCUUGAGCUCAGUUUGUUUCAGCGAGACAACACACACCUUGUCUCUUCUGAGAAGUGUGUGACUGUGUUUGUGCCUGUGUGUGUGUGGGUGUGUGUGUGUCAUUGGAUGGGAAAGAUGAACAGAAGAUCCACUAAAGAAAAGGAUGCUAAUGGACAUCCAAGUGCGUCCAAAAGCAAGAAGGUGGAACUGGGGAAGAAAGUUACUUUGCUCUCAGGGAUCUCCGUCAUCACGGGCACCAUCAUUGGUGCUGGCAUCUUCAUCUCUCCAAAGGGAAUCCUCCAACAUUCGGGGAGCGUUGGAAUGUCUUUGAUUGUGUGGAUUGCUUGUGGUGUGCUUUCACUCUUUGGAGCUUUGUCUUAUGCGGAGCUGGGAACUUGCAUUCGGAAAUCUGGUGGACAUUACACGUACUUACUGGAGGCUUUUGGCCCACAGGUGGCUUUCAUAAAUCUGUGGGCUAACCUUGUGGCUAUCAGGCCUGCUGGGAUGGCAGUCAUCUCUCUGGCAUUUGGUCAGUACAUCUUGGAGCCUUUGUUCACACCCUGUGGUGUGCCACCUCUUGCUGUCAAACUGGUCACGGCCGUUGGACUCACGUCAGUCAUGGUCACCAAUAGUAUGAGUGUGACGUGGACAGCCAGGAUUCAAAUUGUCCUAACCUUCUGCAAGCUGGUGGCCCUCAGUUUGAUCAUAUUCCCUGGAUUAUACUACCUCUUCAAAGGGGACUCCAACAACUUUGAAAAUGCCUUUGAACUGAACAAAGUGAAGAUUUCGUCUUUGCCUCUGGCCUUCUAUUCUGGGAUGUAUGCAUAUGCUGGGUGGUUUUACCUUAAUUUUGUCACAGAAGAAAUUGAUCAUCCUGAGAGGACGGUGCCUUUGGCUAUCUGUAUCUCCAUGGGGAUUGUGAUGACCUGCUAUGUGCUAAUCAAUUUGGCGUACUACACAGUGAUGACAGCCGACGAACUCCUAUCCUCAGAAUCAGUCGCUGUGACAUUUGCAAAUAAAGUGAUGGGAGAUUUGUCAUUAGCAGUACCUGUAUUUGUGGCCUUGUCGUGCUAUGGUUCCAUGAACGGCUGCGUCUUGGCCCUGUCAAGAACGUUUUUGGUUGCAUCACGAGAAGGACAACUACCUGAUGUUUACUCAAUGAUUCACCUGCGUCGAAACACUCCAAUACCUGCCGUCCUCAUACUGUAUCCACUGACGCUUCUCCAGCUGUUUGUGGGAGACAUCUACAGCCUGCUAAACUUUAUGAGCUUCCUGCGGUGGCUAUCAAUUGGUGUGGUGGUGGUUGGUUUGAUCUACCUUCGAUACACUCAGCCUGACCUGCCACGCCCCUUUAAGGUGCCGAUCUUCAUCCCAGUGGUGUUCAGCUUGACUUGCUUCUUCAUGGUUUUCCUCUCUCUAUACUCGGACCCAAUCAACACAGGAACUGGAUUUGCCAUUUCCCUAACAGGGAUCCCGGCCUACUACAUCUUUAUUCGCUUCGACUGCAAGCCUAAGUGGUUAAAAACGACUUUAGAUUCUAUCAACAGAACCGUACAGAUUCUCCUGGAGGUGGUUCCUGCUGACCAAUAACUGCAUGCACAUCCCACAUUAAUACAACUACCAUACAUUCCUACAAUAAACACACAUUAAUACAAUAAAUACACUUUAACACAGUAAACACACAUUCAUACAAUAUAUACAUAAUACAACUUCUGUGCGUAAACGGAAUCAAUGAUUCUGAUGCAUCAGUGAUAAAAUACCCUGUCCUUAUUAGGAAUGUAGCGGCACUGUAAAGAUUGCAGUAUUUCAGUUUCAAUAAGUUUGCAAUAAUGCUUUGAAACGUGACAGUAUCAACUGAGACCUGGGAGUUCUUUCAUUAGUGUAGCUUUUUUUUGGCACUAUUUCGAAAUUAAUAAAAAAAAAAAAAAACACUUUGCAGACAGUCCCAGAAAGAAUACAAACAAUAGGAUAAGGUCCAUCACACAUAAAUUAUUGCUGUGAAUCCAAGAAGCAAAGAAACUUCAAUUUUUGAUUUAAUUUAACUAAGUUUUCCUCAUGACAACUUAUUACUACCAUAAAUAUGAAUACAACAUUUGUGCUUGAUUAGAGUACAUGUGUUCAUCAUUAACAUUACUGGCACUUAAUUUUUCACACUAAAGGAUUUUUCCCAAAGUCAUCUUUUUAUUCGAGAAUACUGCAAUAAGAUUAUCAUUUUGAUACUUCUCUCAUCAAAAUCCACAAAAAACGUAAUUUGGGGUGCUGUUGUAUAUUUUACUCAACCAAUGAGUAUAUUUUACAUCACAUCUGAGGUCCUCUCCAAGGUUUCUCAUAGUCAGCAUUGUCACUGGCAUCCCACUGGAUGUGAAUUCUCCCUGCCCACUGGGUGUGAGUUUUCCUUGCCCUUUUGUGGGUUCUUCCGAGGAUGUUGUAGUCGUAAUGAUUUGUGCAGUCCUUUGAGACAUUUGUGAUUUGGGGCUAUAUAAAUAAACAUUGAUUGAUUGAUUGAUUGAUUGAUUGAUUGACACCUGUACAAUAUUACAAAUAUACACAUGUCAUUACAUAGAAAUGUUUUGUUUUCUCUGUAUUUGUUUAUUAAAAACCUUUUACAAUUUGAGUGGAUUUUGAUGGCCAUAAAGGUCUUCCAAGGUCAUGAUGAAAAUUAUGAGGGUAUGAGGUAGGUUUCAUAAUUUGUUGAUUGCUAUUCUGAAUGUUGCUGGGUUGGGUUUGGUUGUGGAACUGAAAUUGUAUUACCAUGGUAUUUUUGUUUAUUAUUUUGUUGGACUGAUUAAUUACAAAAAUAAAAAAAAAGGGAAGUUAGGGGGCUAUGAAUGGUUCCAUCCAGGCAAGGCAGAGUUGUUCGAGGAACUUGAAGGUGACACAGAAGAGUGAAAUAGGGCGGUAGUUCUUUUGGGUAGUUUGUAGGUUUGUUUGUUUUGGCAGAGCAAUGACAGUAGCCUUCCGCCAGAUCUUGUGUAUCAACUGACAGAGGAGACAUUAGGAAUAGAAGCCCUGGAGUCAGUCUAGCCAUUUCUGGCCUCAGUAUAAAAAUAACUCAGGUGGGAUGUUAUCAGGGUCUCUCCACUCUUUAUUUAACUGAUGGUAUUAGGGACUUUUUCAGCUGAGAAUAACUUCUCUUAUUGAUGGAGUUUAUUAAUCAUUUGCAUACAAUGUGCAAUGUCACAUUUUUGUUUCAGAAGCUAAAACAAAAUGGGUGUUUUCUAGAAGGAUGCUACUGCACUGAUGUGGUCGCUAUAAGCAAUUUCUUUAAUGAAUUAUUAAUUAAUUAAAAUUCAACAUCCUGUGAAGCCGAGUCAAAGUCUCGUUUUUCAUAACAAUUGAAUACAAAUUCAAACUGCCCUAAAAUGCGUAAAGACUUACAAUAUGAAUAAAGGUACAUUUACAUGAGGGUUGUCUCGAUGCAACUUUUUCACUUCCAAUGCGACACCAAUAUUGGAGCCUUAAGUAUUAUAGUAACAGUAUGGAUCCAACACGAUAUCAGCAGAAAUCAUUCAUACUUUUAUUUUAUGCUGUGGAAUGCUAGAAAAGGUUCAAUCAAGUGAAAUGGUGGGUAUAAAAAACACUAACCUAUUUUUUAUUAAUGUCUGAAAUGAACUUAGCUGUCCCUAAAUUUAUUUGGAGGGGUAAUUGUUUUUUGGCGAGACUUUGUAAGUUGAAUGGUACGGAAACGUUUAUUAGCGAUUACUUUCUAAUACACUUUCUGGAUGUGUAUGUAAUAUGCAACUAUAAUUAUAUUUGAUAUUUAUAGUGACAAACGUGUUGUUUUAGACUUUAAUAUUGUGCCAUUAAGGACACUUAUUAGGUAUGUUUAGUUUCUGUGCUAUUGUGUGCUUAGCUGUUGUGUAGCUCCUAGCUCCUAGUGGCCUACCUUUUUUAAAUGGCUUGACUAAAAUACUAGAAAAGACUAACCUAAUGUGCUUAUUGAAGAGCAUUUAGGCAUUUAGAUGUAAACAGGCUUUCCAUCUUUGCACAAGUAAACACACUUGCAGGACUGCUUGCAUCGUAGAUGAUAUCACACAUUUAACAUGCAAGCACAUAUAGUUACAAAAUAGAUUUUUAACAUCGGACCGAUAGCUGAAACCAAUAUCGAAUAAGGGCAGCUCUAAUUUACAUUUUAUAUUUACGUCUUGUUGCUUAUGAGGUGAAUUGGAUAUUGAAAUAUUGGAACGCUAUGUAAUUAAUGCAUUUUAAAAAAGGGGUUUCAAGCAACUCAAUUUAUUUUGUUAAAUCAGUCUGUCCAGAAGUUUUCAAUUUAUUUAUUUUUUGAUUGAUGUACUUUAAAAUGCUUGAAUUUGUUGCAGAUUUUUCAGAAAGUUGCAGCAAAAGUUGUAACGUUUUAUGGCCUGUGUUUUGCCAAUCACAUUGAAAUAAUUUGGGAUUUUGUGAACUUGAUAGCAAUAAUUUAAGUGCUCCUUGGAACCUUACUUCAAAAAACACAGAUUGCAACACAAACCAUAAGUUACUGUACUGAUGUUUUACUUGUUUUAUACCACACAGACCUAAUAGCAGACACUAGAUGGCAGAAAAAGCACACACUUACAGAAAGAUACGCCACCAAAGGCUUCUUCAUCGUUUCUGUCUGCUCUGCUGUCCACAAGUUACAGACACUCUCUGUGUAUGUUUUAUGCCCAAAAAAUGUUUGGGUAAAAAUGUUGGAUCACGAAUGAGUGUUAAAGAUUGACAAACACAUUAAAACCAUUUGUGAACUGUU
Messenger RNA from Nerophis ophidion (straightnose pipefish), 4746 nucleotides. RefSeq names its product solute carrier family 7 member 11 (gene slc7a11). Gene Ontology annotation, biological process: amino acid transmembrane transport. Lineage: Eukaryota; Metazoa; Chordata; Actinopteri; Syngnathiformes; Syngnathidae. The transcript is spliced from 12 exons. Bases 144 to 1607 code for a protein of 487 amino acids. Gene Ontology annotation, cellular component: membrane. The record is from RefSeq and is a predicted model, not a curated record. Gene Ontology annotation, molecular function: L-amino acid transmembrane transporter activity.